Maudiozyma barnettii is the source of this 1488-nucleotide messenger RNA. It is a transcript of the gene ECM7, whose product is annotated as Ecm7p. The record is from RefSeq and is a predicted model, not a curated record. Gene Ontology annotation, cellular component: plasma membrane; cell cortex of cell tip. The transcript has a single exon. Gene Ontology annotation, biological process: fungal-type cell wall organization. Bases 1 to 1488 code for a protein of 495 amino acids. Lineage: Eukaryota; Fungi; Ascomycota; Saccharomycetes; Saccharomycetales; Saccharomycetaceae.
AUGCUUCUCGAUGGCCAGUAUGGUCUGUUGCAGCCAUACAAAAACCUGACCGUGUUUGAGAGAUGGAUUUUCUGGGUUAGGAUUCUUUCAAUGAUGUGCUGUAUAGCAUUUUCUGUAACAUUAGUACUAGGUCCAUUAACAAUACCUGAUAGAUUAUAUAUGUCAAGGUUAAACUCAUACUCUCAUGAUAUUACAGAGGGUAUUUUCCAAGCGUUGAGUGAUGCAAUGGAGUCAGGCGCAUCUAGUACCAUAAAUAAUGGUGUCGGUUUGACAACUUCAGAACUAUAUAUAUUAACUGCGUACAGUUCGGCCCAGGUGAGUAAUGUUCCACAGUAUAUUACCAUUUCAUUGUAUGGGACUUGUUCUACGUAUUAUACUACUGCCGAUGACGACAAUGAUGAUUGGUACGUUUAUGAAAACACUAAAACUAAAGGUACUACAUCUUAUUCACAACAAAACUCGACGGCCAUACGGCAAUGUCUCUGGGAAGGGUUUGAUUAUGUUCUGGAUUAUAGAGAAAUAUUAACCUCAUUAGGUUUAGAUAUUGUCCUGAGUUAUGCAUAUGGACAAACAGAUGGUUCGGGAUCUUCAGUAGGUACUGCGUACGAGGGCUAUAUUCAGGUGAUGAAGUUAAAUAAAAGACAAUAUUUGACUUUAUUUAUGGUAGUCAUUUUUUUCCAAAUCAUUGCAUUUGUAUUGACAUUCUGGUAUUAUUUGAUUAAAGGAAGAUACAUCAACACUGCACGUGAGAAGACAUUAUUACAUGUUAUAACUUUUCUAUCGUUUUGUGUAUUUGUGAUGGGUUUGGUAAGUUUAAUGGAUCUUGUAUGGCUAAAUUAUUCAUUCCAAAAGAAAAUUCGAGGAGAAUUGAUGUCCUUUGGGUUUGAAUAUAAGUUAGGAGAGGCAUUUUUCACCUGUCUUUGGAUGGUUGUAUUUUUCAUUUCUGUUUCAUGUAUGGCCUGGUCGGGUUUAGAAUGGUGUGUGUCAGAUAGUACAGUAGUUGAUGAUACAUUUCUAAGUGAGAAUGGGGCAGGGGCAGCAAUGAUGGAUAAUACUAAUAGUAGGGCAUUGUUAGAUGAAGCCUCUCAGAGUGAACUCGAAGAAAAUAGAAUGGAUGGAUGUGAUACGGAUGGUUACGAGGAUGAAAAAGAGGCAGAUUUCUUGAGAAGCUGUAAUUUGAAGGAAGCUUUCCAAAAUUCAAGGCGAUUUGGUAAACGAGUAUCACAUAGUCAAAAUAAUAAUCACACUGGCUAUGAAUCGGAUGGUGACGAUGAAGAUCUUUCUGAUUUUGACGAACUUCAUGACUUUAACACAUACAGUGGUCGAUAUCACGCAGGAUAUGAUUCUACUCAAUACCCUGAUGGCUAUUCCGGUGAUGUCGAUCUCGAUGAAGUAUAUGAGAUGCAGAGUAUUACCUUAAGGUCCUCGACAGAUAGUGAUGCAUUAAGACAGCAAACUAUUGUACCUUCGAGUACGAUGAUGUUUUGA